Messenger RNA from Cydia fagiglandana, 2849 nucleotides. RefSeq names its product transcription factor ATOH8 (gene net). Bases 168 to 929 code for a protein of 253 amino acids. The record is from RefSeq and is a predicted model, not a curated record. The transcript is spliced from 2 exons. Gene Ontology annotation, biological process: sensory organ development; axon development; positive regulation of transcription by RNA polymerase II. Lineage: Eukaryota; Metazoa; Arthropoda; Insecta; Lepidoptera; Tortricidae. Gene Ontology annotation, molecular function: E-box binding; DNA-binding transcription factor activity, RNA polymerase II-specific; protein dimerization activity. Gene Ontology annotation, cellular component: nucleus.
GCGUCGACACCAACGCACGUGCUGUCAAACGGAACGGUUUGGAUCGCGCGCGUUCGAAAUCCGAAAAUUUAAAAAUAAUGACAUUUUGGUGUUGUUUUUUUUAAUAGUGCCAAGUUGCCUUUGGAGUGCCAGUUCAGGAUUUGGAUUGUUUGUGUUGGAUUUGCGAAAUGUCAACUUUUAUUAGUUCUGCAACGACACAGGCUGAUGCAAAAGAUCGUAUAUUAGAGCGAGAUGCCGGCUUCGUGUCGGGUGGCGACGACGACGAUUCGUGCUCCGGCCCCGCCCACUCCGACGACUCCGGGGUCAGGCUCGUCGAGUCCGACCUGAGGAAGAGAGACCGCACACCACCUCUCCUUCCCCCGCCGAAAAAACGACGGCUCGCCUCCGGCGAUGAACCGUCAGAAAGCACGAGCCCCUUCAGACCUUGGUCUUUCCCAGAAGAACCUCAAAGAGAACCGCUUUCAUUAGUCAAGAAGAGUGAAACGAGUUUGCUCCGGCAAAGAAGAAGGCCGGUCGAACCUCCACCACCGCCAUUACCUCCGCCAAGCGUCGAACCGAGACCUGGUCCGCCUCGAGUACCGCCUCAUCCAGGCGUCGUCGCAGAAUCCUCAUACACAGAGAAAUCAAAACCAAGAGAGCAAAGAAACUACAAAAACAUGACUAGAGAACGAAGGAUAGAAGCCAACGCCAGGGAAAGAACGAGAGUCCACACCAUCAGCGCGGCUUUCGACACUUUAAGAAAGUCCGUGCCCGCCUACAGCCAUAAUCAGAAGCUAUCCAAGCUGUCUGUCCUCCGAAUAGCUUGCGCGUACAUCGCUGCGCUGUCAGCGGCGAUAGACCCCGAAGCUGAUCUCUCCUCGGCAGUGGAAUCCGUGACGCAAACGAUACACACGGAAGGGAAGUUAAGAAAAAAGAAAGACGAUCCUUAGAUCUGGAAGCCGUCUCGAACUAAACCGUCCCCUAAGCCUAUUCUGAUUAACUCUGGUAGUACAAACAUGACAAUAAAGGGAUUAUGAACUAUUUAUUGGAGAGUAGAGUAGUGCGUUUUACCACAUUUUAAAUCUAGUGAUACUUAUAUACUGUUCUAAGGUUGACGCUUGGUACAUAUGCACAACUGUUAAUUUAUAUGUUAUAUCUACCAGUUCCUAUGAAAAAAAUACCUACACAAAAAAUAUAAAACUGAUAAGUGUUCCGUGUAUGAGCUUCGUAAAAAUGGAAAAUGUCAGUAGGUAUAUAGUUGUGAACAAUUGCACCUAUUUUGAUAGAGCUCAAAGCAUCCUACACUCGUAUUUUCCAUUUUCUAUGCAACCGAACAUCAGAGGUAAACACGAUUGAUUGAUUGAUUUAAUGAUGAUAUGUAUGUAUUUUGUGGGUUCGCGAAGUCCCAGUAAGAAUCUCCUAUUGACUGAUAUUCCAAGGUUUGUAGUAGUUAUUAAUGUAUAUCCAGAAAACCUUGCAUUUUUGAAGUGAAAACAUUUGUAACUGUAUUAGAUUGCCAUUGAUAUGUCAGCUUUCGAAGUAGAUUGGAAUGUAACUUGAUUCAAGGUACUGUGGCCUACCAAAAUGCUCAGUUGUUUUUGGUGUUAACCUUGCUUCUGGAUGUGAGACGUUUUUGCUUAGCCCUUAUUUCCAGAUUUGGUUCUUUAAUGGAUAAUCUAUUUUUAGAUGCGAGACCGGCAUACUUCUUAAAAUAACUGGUAUACCUACCUUUAUAUGGCGUUAUUUACUCUUGUCUCUGUAUGAGUAUGUCCGAAAUCGUAACAAAUCCAGAUAUCCAGAGACAAUUGGCAUUUGAAUGUGACUGAAAGGUUCCAAGUUCCAAAAAGGCAUUAUACUGGCGGCUAUUAUUAAUCGAAAAGCACUAAAAAGUCAAUCAAAAGUAGUUCACCUAACAUCUAUUUGUGUUUGAAUUUAAAUUAUAGAUGUAUUAUUCAAAGAUAUAAUAGGCGUAAUUAUCGUAAUUAAGAUAAAUAUUUUGACGUCAACAAGACACCUAUUUUUGUCAUUUAACAAGUUUACAGCUUGACCAGUAAUAUACAUAUGAUCAUUGUCAACAGGGCGCUGUUUUUCUCAUGUAUAUAAUAGGGUGACAGUUCAGUAUAUUAUGAAAAAAAAAAUGGUUCCAGUGAAAUUCCGCAACAUGGCGCGUGAUUAGGUAUACCGGGUGUGGCCUGUAACACGAGCAAAUAAUUAAAACAUAGAUUGUACUCCUCAAACGGUGACACUUUUGUUCAACACCUUUUAAAAAUUAUGAAGUAUUUAAUGUCCCUAUUUUUCAUACAAAAAAAUUAAACUUCAAUGAACGCCAUCGCCACGCCAUAUCAUUGUGAUUGACGUUGCUUGUCAAGCCUUAAACAUAACAAAAUUCGCAAUACAUUGCGUCAUAGAAUAAACUUUAAAGUGUAUUAAAAAUCAAACCACAAGUUAUUUAUAAAAGUCGCUGAACACAUGUUGGUCAGUAUGAGGAGUACAGCCUACAGUUUAAUUUUUUGUUUAUGUUACAGGCCACACCCGGUAUAUUCCUGGUGAGGCUUUAAUUAAAGUGUUUUUUCGAUCCGACUAAUAUGCUGUCAUUUAAUGCCUACCUAGUUCGUUCGUUAGUUAGUUCCGACAGCCAUUCCCAGUCCAGUAUUAACAUAAAAUUACGAUCUACCUUUAAAUAUAAUCGGGCUUUAAAGAUAAUUUAUUACAAUCGAGUCAGUAAUUUGUAAGAUGUAUAUUUUGUAGAAUAAGGAUGUAAGUUUUGUAAUAUGUUGUGUGGUUGAAAACAAUGUGAUCCUUACUGCAGAUCCCAGGCAUUAUUAAAAAUACCCGAUGUUUAAAGGUGGAGAUUCGCCCCACGACAGAAA